CAGGUUUGCCGUCAGUUCUUCUUGAAGACUUUAGAUGUAUCAGAAAAAGCUUCAAGAAUUGUUUUGGAGAAAAUGGUUCGUGGUGAACUGGGGACUGAAGGAGGUGGCCCAGCUACACCACCAUUGUUUAGUAAUCGUCCACAUUCAUCACAAGGAGAUAAUGAAAAGUCUGGUAAAGAAGAUGGCGAAGAUGAUGAUGAAGAGGAAUUGAAAAGUGAUGACUUGUCUUGAGUGAUGAUAGAUCAUAUAUCUGGACCAUUUUUGUAUGUUUCAACUUGCACUCAUCAUGUAGUUUAUAGUUUUUUGUCAUGUCUGAAGUAUGAGGUGAAAAGACAUCACAGGCUACAUGCUUUAUAAAGCAAAGGCAGUAUAGGAAGAGGAUGUGUAGUAAAAUUCAAGUAGCUGAGGCUUUCAAGGACCAAUAAGUUUUUGCUUGUGCUUUAUUAUUAAACAUAAUUUGUACUAUAAUAGGA
Penaeus monodon (black tiger shrimp) is the source of this 473-nucleotide messenger RNA. RefSeq lists its product as uncharacterized. NCBI's taxonomy places the organism in Eukaryota, Metazoa, Arthropoda, Malacostraca, Decapoda, Penaeidae. The record is from RefSeq and is a predicted model, not a curated record.